AUGAAUCGAAUUUAUCUCAAAGACAUUGUUCAGAUUACCGCUCGCAGAGGGCAAUAUUAUCUUCUUUUCAAAACCUCACAUUCGGAAUGGGAACCGAAUAAUUGUUUAUAUUUUCUACAGUUUAAAGCAACCAAGCCCAAUGGUAUGAAAUUGCCGGAGCCGUUACAUAAGCCUCGCGGUUUUCCUUCAGAAAAAAAGGAACACAUUUUAAAAGUGUUAAAUACAAUAAUGCCUGAAAACAGAAAAGAUUUUUGGCGAAAUAUACCUGCUAGAACUGAUUCUAGUGUGGGGUACACGUGUACUUUUCGUAAACGUUUGGUGUUCUGUGAAGUUUUGUGGGUUGUGAAAGACAUUAUGGCAGAAGAGUUGGCAAAGUCUCUAGGAGCAAUUGCAUCGAUUUUGGAAAAUCUACAGAGGAAGGUGGAUGACAAUGGAACGCAAUCUUCAGCUGCUGUUAAUCCAAAAAACUCCUAUUUCGUUGGCCUUGCCCAGUUUUGA
Acanthoscelides obtectus is the source of this 498-nucleotide messenger RNA. The record is from the annotation of a GenBank genome assembly. Lineage: Eukaryota; Metazoa; Arthropoda; Insecta; Coleoptera; Chrysomelidae.